Spizellomyces punctatus DAOM BR117 is the source of this 1503-nucleotide messenger RNA. RefSeq lists its product as uncharacterized. The coding region runs from base 79 to 1071 and encodes 330 amino acids. The record is from RefSeq and is a predicted model, not a curated record. Lineage: Eukaryota; Fungi; Chytridiomycota; Chytridiomycetes; Spizellomycetales; Spizellomycetaceae. The transcript has 7 exons.
AAGAAGAAGAGGUUGGAAACGGUACACCCGCCCUUUACGCUUCAACAUUUGGAAAUCCGUUUUUUGUACAUUAUAGACAUGGCUUCCAAGCUUGCUAUGCUUUCGGUGAGGGCUGGUGCUCGUCGCUCGGUGGUUGCUGUCAAGCCCACCCGCACCGUCACCCCCAUUGCCAACGGCCACUCUCUCGUCGUUCCCUACGCGCACCUCGCCAUCACCGACUUCCAGAACGGUGUGCCAGCUGAGCAGGUCCGUGAAUUGGAUCCCCGUGAGAAGCGCUGGGACUUCUGGACUACUUCCGAUGCGUUCUCGGAGGUGAAGCCCAAGUUUGGGGGUGUUAGCUGGGUUCCUAACGGCGAGAUUUGGGUUAUGGAGCGAAGUGGACAGCCUUCCAAGGUCCUUCAGGCUGGUACCCACUUUUUGAUCCCUGGUAUCGACAAGAUCAAGGCUGUCAAGGCUGCGCACCCUGUCGUUAUGGGUGUUGUUAGCCCCAGCAAUGUUACCAAGGAUGGAAAGAAGGUGGACGCGUACGCUGUUGUGUACAUCAAGGUUACUGACCCAGUAGCGUCUGCUUUCUACGUUGACGCCGAGACCAACCAUCCCGACUCUGAGCGCGCAGCCGCCAAGACCGUGCGUAAGAUUUUGCAGCGCGAAGUGGCCAACUUUGGUGUUACCGCGGACGGCGAGAUCUCGAGCGCCGACAAAACCGCCCUUGCCCAAAAGAUCACUGCUGCUUUGAAGGCCAAGGAGGCAGAGUUUGGUUUGGAGGUCAUAAAUGUUGAAAUCCGUGGCGCCUUCCCUACGGAAGCCAACGUUCCCGACAAGCUCCGUGCCCUUGACCCUCCUCUCCGCCCCGUUGACGCUGCCGGCCACGGUUUGAGCGCCGAUUACUGGUCCGAAGUCCUCAGUCCUCCCUUCUUUGAGAAGCGUACAUUCGGAAGCAACAAGGAGAUCCGGACACCAGCUACCGUGUCCCUUGAAUGGGCCAUUCCCUCUCCUCCCGACUACCAUCACUUUAACGAGGUGCCAAAGAUGACUGUUCCUCCCAGCAAGGAGGUUGCAAAAUCUCACUAAGUCAUCCUGGACAUUUGCGGUAUCAUUUGGGGAUGAUAAUGUAUGUCAACCACAGAGUUGGUCCGUGCGCUCAUGUGAACAAGAGGGGGUUUGCUUUGCAUGAAGGUCCUGUGUUGACUUGGUGGGAUGCGCUAUCUAAAAAUACCAUACAAUAUUUUUCUUUCUCUUCGUCGUGUUUUUAACGAUCUCAUUUAUUUCAUCUCGGUCCGGUUAUUUUUUUAUGAAAUGGAUGAAAUAUGUUAGAGGUCUAGUCUAAUUUUGUCUACCUAUCACUAUAACUUGUACCGCCGAAUAGGAGCUUUUACCGGUGCAUUCCUUGCAGACCUUGCCGCGCCUUGCGUCUUGGACAACCAGGUGCCAACGGCCUCUGCACAUUCCUUCCCAGCAUCAUCCAAAUGAAGAUGGUGCCCACCUUCUAUGGAUAAAAUUUCC